AUGCAAUUAUCUAAGGUGUCGAUCUUGGGUAAGGAUAGUAUUCAUGUUGGGCUGAAUAUUCAAAGCCACAUUGUGGAUACUAUCUACGAAUCAUGCACUUCUUCAACUUACGUGAUCAUAAACGACACUAAUGUUGAGAAGGUGCCUUAUUACAAUGAUUUGCUCAGUGAAUUUAAGAAGAAAUUGAACUCUAAUUCACGUAUUUUGCGGUACUCUGUCAAACCAGGUGAGGCUCACAAAACUCGUGAACAGAAAGAGGACAUCGAAGAUUACCUACUAAGUGAAGGAUGCACCAGAGAUACCGUGAUCGUUGCUGUGGGUGGUGGUGUCAUUGGUGACAUGAUCGGAUUUGUCGCUUCUACUUUCAUGAGAGGUGUUCGUGUAGUCCAGAUUCCAACCUCUUUACUAGCUAUGGUUGAUUCUUCUAUUGGUGGCAAAACAGCAGUAGACACACCACUAGGGAAAAACUUUAUCGGUGCUUUCUGGCAACCACAAUUCGUUUUGGUCGAUAUAAAAUGGCUAGAAACCCUUCCAAAAAGAGAAUUCAUUAACGGUAUUGCAGAGGUCAUCAAAACAGCCUGUAUUUGGAACGCAGACGAAUUCGCCCGUUUGGAAGCAAAUGCUGGAUUGUUUUUAUCAGUCGUAAAUGACUGCAAGAUGAAGCAGGUUUCGGUAGCCGAUCAAAUCCAUGAGAUUUCUUUCACGAACAUUGAUGUCAUGGCUGAACACGUAUACAAACUGGUACUGGAAAGUAUCAAAGUUAAAGCUGAAGUUGUCUCUUCCGAUGAACGUGAAUCUGGUUUGCGUAACUUAUUGAACUUUGGUCACACUAUUGGACACGCUUAUGAAGCUAUCUUGACUCCUCAAGCUCUGCAUGGAGAAUGUGUUUCUAUCGGUAUGAUUAAAGAAGCUGAGUUAUCACGCUACUUUAACAUAUUAUCUCCAACACAGGUGGCUAGAUUGACUAAGAUCUUAGCAGCGUACGGCUUGCCAAUUUCCCCUGAAGAAAAGUGGUUCAGAGAGCUGACCCUUCACAAAAAGACUCCGUUGGACACUCUAUUGAAAAAAAUGAGUAUCGACAAAAAGAAUGACGGAUCCAAAAAGAAGGUUGUUCUGCUUGAAAGAAUUGGUAAGUGUUACGGCACUUCCGCUCAUAUCGUGAGCGAUAGCGAUUUGAGGUUUAUUUUAACAGACGAAACACUGGUAUACCCUUUCAACGAGAUUGACACAACUAAGCAUGUUACCAUCACCCCACCAGGGUCUAAAUCUAUUUCUAAUCGUGCCUUGAUCCUUGCUGCACUAGGUAAAGGUACUUGUAGGAUAAAGAACCUGCUUCAUUCCGAUGAUACAAAACACAUGUUACAUGCAGUUCAGCAGCUCAAGGGCGCAACUAUAACUUGGGAAGAUAACGGUGAGACAGUUGUACUUGAGGGCCAUGGAGGUGAGACCCUAACUGCUUGUGAGGAGCAUUUAUAUUUGGGUAACGCUGGUACUGCCUCUAGGUUUUUGACUUCGGUGGCAGCAUUAGUGAAUUCUGCGCCAGGUCAAAAAUCUAUCGUUCUUACCGGUAACGCUAGAAUGCAGGAAAGACCUAUUGGCCCAUUGGUGGAAUCUCUGCGUGACAAUGGCAUAAAGAUAGACUACUUAAACAAAGAGGGAUCUUUACCUCUGAAGAUUGACACCGACUCUUCUUUCAAGGGAGGUAGAAUUGACUUAGCUGCUACUGUUUCUUCCCAAUACGUUUCAUCCAUUUUGAUGUGUGCCCCAUACGCUGAUGAACCUGUUACUUUGUCACUAGUCGGUGGAAAACCAAUCUCUAAACUUUACAUCGAGAUGACGAUCAAAAUGAUGCAAAAGUUUGGUAUUCAGGUCGAAGAAUCCAAGUCCGAACCUUACACUUACCAUAUUCCAAAGGGCCAAUAUAUUAACCCUUCUGAGUACGUUAUCGAGAGUGAUGCUUCAUCUGCUACAUACCCCCUUGCAUUUGCUGCAAUGACGGGUUGCACCGUCACUGUUCCUAACAUUGGCUAUGAAUCUCUACAAGGUGACGCAAGGUUUGCUAUGGAUGUUUUGAAGCCAAUGGGAUGCUCAGUAACACAAACUGCUACGUCAACUACUGUUACAGGUCCUCCAGCCGGACAAUUGCAACCACUGAAACAUGUUGAUAUGGAACCAAUGACAGAUGCAUUUUUGACUGCAUGCGUUGUCGCGGCUGUCGCUCAUGAUGAUGUCAAGGAUUCUGACAAUACCACUACAAUUGAAGGAAUUGCUAAUCAGCGUGUUAAGGAGUGUAACAGAAUUUUGGCUAUGGUUACCGAGCUAGCAAAAUUUGGUGUUCGUGCUAAUGAGCUGCCAGAUGGUAUUCAAGUUCAUGGUGUUGAUUCUAUAGACAAAUUGACUGUUCCCUCUAACACCAACGGGCCUGUUGGUGUUGAUACUUACGAUGACCAUCGUGUCGCUAUGAGUUUCUCUCUGUUGGCUGGUAUGGUCAAUAAGACAAGCUCCGAAUCGAGCAGACCUGUACGUAUCUUAGAAAGGCACUGUACCGGUAAAACCUGGCCUGGGUGGUGGGAUGUUUUACAUACUCAACUUGGAGCUAAACUAGAUGGUGCUGAGCCGCUAGCUUCUUCCUUGGCUGGUCAAUCCAAGAAAAGCAUCGUAAUUAUUGGUAUGAGAGCCGCUGGCAAAUCGACUGUUAGCAGAUGGUGUGCUGAUGCCUUGGGUUACAAUUUGCUAGAUUUAGACGUCGUAUUCGAACAGUUUUAUGGGCAAGGCACCGUCAAAGAUUUUGUUGCUAAAGAAGGUUGGGAAGCUUUCCGUGCAAUGGAGACAAAGAUAUUCUCUGAAAUGGUUGCUAAGUAUGGAGACAAAGGAUACAUUCUUUCAACAGGAGGUGGUAUAGUCGAAAGUCCCGAAUCUCGUAAGGAAUUGAAGAAGUUCGCUGCUAAUGGUGGUAUCGUUUUGCACUUGCAUCGUGACAUUGAGGAAACCAUUGUGUUUUUGCACAGCGAUCCAACUAGACCAGCUUAUGUUGAAGAAAUUAGAGAUGUUUGGGAAAGAAGAGAAGCAUGGUACCACGAAUGUGCGAAUUUCACCUUCUUUGCUCCACACUGUGGCACGGAGUCUCAAUUUCAGAACCUAAGAAGAACUUUUGAAAAGUACAUUGGUAGAAUAACCGGUAUAAGGGCAGUAGAAAUUCCUACCAGGAGAUCUGCUUUUGUCUGCUUGACGUUUGACGAUUUGAGCGAGCACACCGACAAACUAUCAGACAUUACAUAUGGUUGUGAUGCUGUUGAGGUAAGAGUAGAUCAUUUAGCUAACUAUUCGCCCUCUUUUGUCAUCAAACAGCUGGCUUUGUUACGCAUUGCUACUAAUUCUUUGCCAAUUGUUUUCACUGUCAGAACAAAGAAGCAAGGGGGUAACUUCCCUGAUGACGAUUUCAGGGCUCUAACUUCACUAUUUGAACUUGCUUUGAAGGCUGGUGUCGAAUUUAUUGAUCUUGAACUAACGCUGCCAAUUGAUUUACAGUACCGCAUCAUGAACAACAAGGGAAACACAAAAAUCAUCGGUUCUCAUCACGACUUUGAGGGUCAGUACAGCUGGGCUGACCCUGAAUGGGAAAACAAAUAUAACUUGGCUUUGUCUUUGGAUGUUGACAUUGUCAAAUUUGUUGGCACUGCUACAAAGUUCGAGGACAAUCUGGCUUUAGAACAAUUCAGGUCAACUCACGAAAAGAAGCCACUCAUUGCAAUUAACAUGACAGAGAAUGGUAAGCUUUCGAGAGUUUUGAAUACCGUUCUAACUCCAAUUACCUCUGAGUUACUUCCUUCAGCCUCUGCUCCUGGUCAGUUAACUCUACCGGAAAUCAAUAAAAUUUAUGCUUCUUUAGGUGGCUACUCACCAAGAGAUUUUUUUGUUGUUGGCUCUCCCAUUGGCCAUUCUAGAUCUCCAGUACUACACAAUACCGGUUACGAAAUUUUGGGUUUACCUCACAAAUUCCACAAGUUUGAAACUACUUCUGCUGCAGAAGUGAAGAACAGCCUUUUGAACAACCCCAAACUUGGCGGGUUGGCGGUCACGAUCCCAUUGAAAUUGGAUAUAAUGCAAUAUAUGGAUGAAUUGACCGAAUCAGCAAAGCAGAUCGGUGCAGUCAACACUGUUAUUCCUUUGGGAGACGGAAAAUUCAGAGGUGACAACACUGACUGGUUGGGCAUUUUGAACUCACUCAUUUCCAAUGGAGUUCCAGAAGGUGCCUCCAAUUCUGCAGGCCUUGUUGUUGGAGCUGGUGGCACUUCGAGAGCAGCCAUUUACGCUUUGCAUAAGUUAGGUUGCUCCAAAAUUUUCAUGAUUAAUAGGACAGCGUCCAAACUUCACGACUUGAAGAAAGAUUUUCCAACGGAAUACAACAUCAAUAUUAUUGAAUCAGCAAAUGAAGUCGAAUCGAUCUCAGAAAGUGUGUCCGUUGCGGUGAGCUGUGUACCUGCUGAUAAGCCUCUCGAUGCUGACCUAUUAGGAAAGGUUGAGCGCUUCUUCAACAAGGGAAUCAAUGGCAGUUUUGCUCCAACUCUGUUAGAUGCCGCAUACAAGCCAAGCGUAACUCCUAUUAUGAAGUUAGCUCGUGACAAGUAUCAUUGGCAAGUUAUUCCUGGAGCUCAAAUGCUAGUUCACCAAGGUGUUGCUCAAUUCGAAAUCUGGACCGGCUUCAAGGCACCAUUCAAGGCAAUUUACAAUGCUGUAACUCAAGAAUGA
Molecule: messenger RNA, 4749 nt
Organism: Lachancea fermentati
Lineage: Eukaryota; Fungi; Ascomycota; Saccharomycetes; Saccharomycetales; Saccharomycetaceae
Source: the annotation of a GenBank genome assembly